Papaver somniferum (opium poppy) is the source of this 714-nucleotide messenger RNA. Its product is annotated as tubulin-folding cofactor A-like. Gene Ontology annotation, biological process: tubulin complex assembly; post-chaperonin tubulin folding pathway. The transcript is spliced from 4 exons. The record is from RefSeq and is a predicted model, not a curated record. Gene Ontology annotation, cellular component: microtubule cytoskeleton; cytosol. NCBI's taxonomy places the organism in Eukaryota, Viridiplantae, Streptophyta, Magnoliopsida, Ranunculales, Papaveraceae. Gene Ontology annotation, molecular function: beta-tubulin binding. Bases 103 to 444 code for a protein of 113 amino acids.
GGCAGACACAAGUUGGGUUCCUUUAUAUAUGAAUCCCGAUGAUCUCAGUCUUACUCAUUCACUCUCCCAAGAGGAAAGAUAUUGAAGAAUUAUAGUGUUAUAAUGGCAACCUUAAGAAAUUUGAAGAUCAAGACAGGUACAUGUAAGCGUGUUCUUAAAGAACUUUACUCGUAUGAAAAAGAGGUGGAGAGAGAAGCUAGUAAAACUGCUGACAUGAAGGAGAAAGGAGCAGAUCCUUACGAUCUUAAACAGCAGGAGAACGUUUUGGCUGAAUCCAGAAUGAUGAUUCCAGACUGCCGCAAGCGCUUGGAGACCUCACUAGCUGACAUCAAAGAAACCCUGGCACAGUUGGAAGAAUCAAAUCAACAGGAUGGCCCAGAACUGGAUGAAGCUCGAAAAAUCAUUGAUGAGGUUGAAACUUUGUUUAAGACAUCGGAAGCUUAACUGUUAGCAUCCCACCUCGAAAUCACUGUCUUUUUAGACAUCUUCCUUUGCUUCCACUGUUACACUCUAAUCUGUGAAUUUUGGUUUCUAUAUUGGCAUAUCCAUGUAACAUUGUUGCUUGUGAUUUUUGGAUUCUGUAUUGGCAUAAGCUGUGUAAUGAACUGAUUAUCCAGCGUCGUCCUUAGGAUGUUGGAGUUGAACCUCCUGUGUGUUUUAUUCAUUACCUGUGAAUGAAUUAAAAUGGUGAAAACUGAAAACAGUUACGUCUCU